This is a messenger RNA of Encephalitozoon hellem ATCC 50504, 339 nucleotides long. RefSeq lists its product as uncharacterized. Gene Ontology annotation, cellular component: cytoplasm. Bases 1 to 339 code for a protein of 112 amino acids. Gene Ontology annotation, biological process: iron-sulfur cluster assembly. The transcript has a single exon. NCBI's taxonomy places the organism in Eukaryota, Fungi, Microsporidia, Unikaryonidae. Gene Ontology annotation, molecular function: iron-sulfur cluster binding. The record is from RefSeq and is a predicted model, not a curated record.
AUGGAGGGCAAGGAAGAACUAAGGGAAUUGCUGAGAAGCAUCAUAAAGAAGAGCACUGAUCCAAGAGCAAGGGCACAGAACGAAUAUCUGACUGAUGAAGACAAAGUGGUGCAGAAAAAUGAGAGAGCAUCUGUAAAAAAGAGGGCAUGCAAAGAUUGCACUUGUGGCUUGAAAGAAAAGCAGGAGGUCGUGGCAAGAUCUGCCUGUGGAAACUGCCAUAAGGGAGAUGCAUUCAGAUGUAGCGGGUGUCCUUCCCUUGGGCUGCCUCCAUACGAGCCGGGAGAGGUUGUUUCCUUCUCUACAAGUCUAAAUGAUGGAUUUCAGGACAGCAGUGAAUAG